Messenger RNA from Effrenium voratum, 695 nucleotides. The record is from the annotation of a GenBank genome assembly. NCBI's taxonomy places the organism in Eukaryota, Dinophyceae, Suessiales, Symbiodiniaceae.
AGCUUGGGCUCAGAGGUUGGCCCGGCUUUGACUCCAGGCAUGGCGCCUUCCGCAGGCAGCUCGAGCUUCAAAGGAUACGCCUUCGACCCGAAGGCCUAUGCCAAGGCGGUUCUGCACGGAUGCAAGCACUCCUCCAGCUCGGUGGUGGGCCUCCUGCUGGGCAACGGUGACGGCAAGGUCUUGAAGGUGCUGGACGUCGUUCCGCUCUUCCACACCCAUGCGCUGGCGCCGAUGCUGAAGAUCGCGUGCAUGCUGGCGGAAGAGCACUGCAAGGCGGUGGGAGGCAUGGAGAUCGUGGGGCUGUACCAUGCCACGGGCUCCGGUAGCACGGAGAUGACCCCGGUGAAGGCCAUCGCCGAGAAGGUCGCCGCGAACUUUGCCGCCGCCUCCGUCUGGACGUUGGACGCGAGCAAAUUGGCGGAGAAGCAGUUCGCCCUGAAGGGUAUGGGCCGUGUGAAGGAUGAAUGGAAGGCCAUUGGCAGCGAUGCGGUGAACCUUAGCAGCGAGGCGCUGGCUGAGACCUCUAGACUCAUCGGUGAGAUGAGGUUUUUGGAGGUGGUGGAUUUUGAUGACCACCUGGCCGAUGGGAGGAAGAGCUGGCUGAACGAGUCGCUCUUCAAGGGCGAGAAGAUCGAGAAGCUUCAAAUUGACUGAGUGCCUGCAGUAGCAUAUCAGCAUAGCUGCACAGCAGGACA